Molecule: messenger RNA, 1868 nt
Organism: Leptonychotes weddellii (Weddell seal)
Lineage: Eukaryota; Metazoa; Chordata; Mammalia; Carnivora; Phocidae
Gene: PRND
Product: prion like protein doppel
Biological process (GO): protein homooligomerization
Cellular component (GO): membrane
Source: RefSeq, a predicted model, not a curated record
GUGCUGCUGAGGUUCCAGAGGCAAGCUUCCAGAGAGAGCCCGAGGUAUGUGGGGAGGCAGAGUUCGCGCUGGAUUCCGUUUCUGUGCUCCGGCACAAUAGAACUUCGUCUAGGACACAGCCUGAGCACGCUUGGCUUUUGUAACCAUUCCGGGGUUUCUCAUCCACGCCGACAACGGUCCAGGUGCUGGGAUGCCCGGAACAGUUGACCUUGGGAAGUAGACUUCCACAAUAGCUAUUAUCCCGACACAAUGGGGAAACAUCUGGGCAGAUGCUGGUUGGCCAUCGUCUGUGUCCUGCUGUUCAGCCAGCUGUCGGCGGUCAAGGCGAGAGGCAUAAAGCACAGAAUCAAGUGGAAUAGGAAGGCCUUGCCCAGUACCUCCCAGGUCACGGAGGCGCACGAGGCAGAGAUCCGCCCCGGGGCGUUCAUCAGGCAAGGCCGGAAGCUGGAUAUCGACCUGGGAGCUGAGGGCAACAGGUACUACGAGGCCAACUACUGGCAGUUCCCCGACGGGGUCCACUACAACGGCUGCUCGGAGGCCAACGUGACCAAGGAGAAGUUUGUGAGCGACUGCAUCAACGCCACGCUGUUGGCCAACCCGGAGGAGCUGUCCCGUGAGAAACAGGACAACAAGCUGUACCAGCGGGUCCUGUGGCGGCUGAUCAGGGAGCUCUGCUCAGUCAAGCACUGCGAUUUUUGGUUGGAGAGGGGCGCGGGACUUCGGGUCGGCGUCGACCUGCCCAUGCUGCUCUGCCUGCUGGUUUUCAUUUGGUUGAUCGUGAAAUAAGCUUGCAGGCGGGCCAGCGGCCACAGGGAUGAGAGGGUGAGCCGUGGGCUGGCGUGGCCCAGUUCUCCCCCAGGCCCCAGCCCCCCGCAUGUCCCAAAGGUACCAAAGAGCCGUGAUUCUCCAGUGCCUCAAGGAGCACUGGCAAGUCUCCCCUGGGGUACCUGACUGUAUCGGGUAAAUAAUGUGUGGGUACCAAGUCCGGCCCCACGCACUGCCUUCUCGCCUCCCCGGGAGGCAUCUGGCACGGUGCGUUCUGCAAUAAAUAAUGAACAAAUGUUCGGCGAACAGAGAAGAGAACAUGCCAGGGACCAGGCCACACGCUUCCCGGUAUCCCCAACCCCUCCUAGAGACAGGGGUUCUUCCCACUGUGUAGACAAGGAAACUGAGGCUCCAAGAGGUGAGGUGGCUAGAAAGUAGCCGAACCAGAAUGCAAUCCUGGCUUGUCCAACCCCAGAUCUUCCAUUCUGUGCAAUCCCAGAGCUGCCUUGUGAGUCCUUUACGGCUUGCCAGGCCCAAAUCCAAACCCAGAUUUCCGCCUGAGCUGAUGGCCAUGGAUCCUGAUACCUUGUUCCAGGCAGGUUGUAUUUAAUUCUUCUGAUGAAGCUAAGAUACAAUAAAGGGAGUAAACGAUCAUAGAGGUAAAGCGAGACAAAGGCCCAGAAAUCACGGCGUAAGGCGAUCUUGCCAGGCUGAACUCCCAGAGCAGACCAUUUCCACAGCAGGAUGUGUCUAGGGCACAAAGAUUUCUUUCACCAGAAGGAUAAGUGUUCGCUCUUCCUCUCUCUGAAAUAUCACCUGGAUUUGAGAAAAUAUUUUUAAAUGACACAUUUGCUUUGCAAUGUUCCCUUAGUGCUAUAGGGGCAUCUUUUUAUGUACAUGCACAUGAGAGUCUCUAACCAUACUCCCUUUACACGGGUCCGGUGGCCGAUCUCCAGCUGUUCUUUUAACCACCGUGUUGGGGUGGGGCUGUCAUUUCUGUGAACCACUUAUCACUAUAAAAGAAUAAUUCCGGGCGCCUGGGUGGCUCAGUUGGUUAAGCGACUGCCUUCGGCUCAGGUCAUGAUCCUGGAGUCCCAGGAUCG